GGCGCCUCUUGCCUCUCCGUGCCUGCGGUGCGCGCCCUGCUGUUUCUAUAGGAACCAGCACGGCGCCGGGCCCCUCCGGCUGCGGCCCCGCGCGCGAGCAUGCCCAGUGCAAGCCGCUAGUUUGGCUCGGGUCUAGGUUUCCAGUAAGUGGCAUGCGGGACUCGGGAGCGAUCCCAGGGAGCUGAGCCGAUCGCCUUUGUGUGCAGAGAGAGGAGGAGGUGGUGGCGGACCCCACCCGGGGAGCCCCACGGCAGGAACAAUGCUAGCCUGCCUGACCCGCGGGAACUUACUGGACGUCCUGCAGGAGGGCUUCAAUGAGCAACAGCUACAGGCCUAUGUGGCCUGGGUGAAUGCCCAGCUGAAGAAGAGGCCAUCCGUGAAGCCUGUGCAGGACCUGCGACAGGAUCUCCGAGAUGGAGUGAUCCUGGCCUAUCUCAUCGAGAUUGUUGCAGGAGAAAAACUGAGUGGAGUACAGUUGAGUCCCAGUAACCAACAAGAGAUGAAGAAUAAUGUGGAAAAAGUGCUACAGUUUGUAGCUUCCAAAAAGAUUCGUAUGCAUCAGACUUCAGCCAAAGAUAUUGUGGAAGGAAACCUGAAGUCCAUCAUGAGGCUGGUCCUUGCCUUGGCAGCUCAUUUUAAACCCGGCUCUAGCAGGACAGUGAGCCAGGGGCGCGACUCCAGAGCCCCUGUUCAGACUCAUCAACCACACUGUGCUACUGCUGUGGCCCAAGGAGCGGCUGCUGCUCUGGCUGAUGUGUGCCAUGACAUGUCUCGGUCAGGACGGGAUGUCUUCCGGUACAGACAGAGGAACAGCAGCAUGGAUGAGGAGAUCGAGAACCCGUACUGGAGUGUUCGGGCGCUCGUGCAGCAAUACGAAGGGCAACAGCGGUCCCCGUCUGAGUCCAGCUGCUCCAGUCUGACUUCACCCAGUCCAAUCCACAGUGCAAAGAGUGAAUCCAUUAUAACCCAGUCAGAGGAAAAGGCUGAUUUUGUGAUUAUUCCCUCUGAAGGAAUAGAGAACAGAACAGACGAGACAGGCUCUCCAUUAUCCCGAGACUGGAGGCCUGGCAGCCCGGGAACGUACCUGGAAGCCACAUGGGAAGAGCAGCUACUGGAGCAACAGGAACACUUAGAAAAAGAAAUGGAGGAAGCGAAGAAAAUGAUUUCAGGACUCCAGGCCUUACUACUCAAUGGAUCCUUACCUGAAGAUGAACAGGAAAGACCCUUGGCCCUCUGUGAACCAGGAGUCAAUCCCGAGGAACAGCUGAUUAUAAUCCGAAGCCGUCUGGAUCAGAGUAUGGAGGAGAAUCAAGACCUCAAGAAAGAGCUGCUGAAAUGCAAACAGGACGCCAGAAACUUGCAGGGGAUAAAGGAUGCCCUGCAACAGCGGUUGACUCAGCAGGACACAUCUGUUCUUCAGCUCAAGCAAGAGCUUCUGAGGGCAAAUAUGGACAAGGAUGAGCUGCACAACCAGAAUGUGGAUCUGCAGAGGAAGCUAGACGAGAGGAACCGGCUCUUGGGAGAAUAUAAAAAAGAGCUCGGGCAGAAGGACCGCCUCCUUCAGCAGCAGCAGGCCAAGUUGGAAGAAGCACUGCGCAAACUCUCGGAUGCCAGUUACCAGCAGGUGGAUCUGGAACGGGAGCUGGAGCACAAAGAUGUCCUUCUGGCUCACUGCAUGAAAAGAGAGGCGGAUGAGGUGACGAAUUACAACAGCCACAGCUCUCAGCGCAAUGGCUUUGUCCUUCCGGUGGCAGGGAGAGGUGCCGCGUCUGUCGCCCACAGAGGGCCACAGACCAGUGACCUCCAGCUCGUCCGAGAUGCUCUCCGCAGCCUGCGCAACAGCUUCAGUGGCCACGAUCCUCAGCAUCACACCAUCGACAGCCUGGAGCAGGGAAUCUCUAGCCUCAUGGAGCGUCUGCACGUCAUGGAGACACAGAAGAAACAGGAAAGGAAGGUUCGGGGCAGGUCACUCAGAACUCAAGCAAGCAGUGAAUACCGGGCAUCCUGGCCCCCUAAUUCAACGUUGCCUCACUCCCAGAGUUCUCCGUCCGUCAGCAGCACCUGCACCAAAGUGCUCUACUUCACCGACCGGUCACUCACGCCCUUCAUGGUCAAUAUACCAAAGAGGUUGGGGGAGGUGACACUGAAGGAUUUUAAAGCAGCUAUUGAUCGAGAAGGGAAUCACCGGUACCACUUCAAAGCACUGGAUCCUGAGUUUGGCACGGUCAAAGAAGAGGUUUUCCAUGAUGACGAUGCCAUCCCUGGAUGGGAGGGGAAAAUUGUGGCCUGGGUGGAAGAAGACCACAGAGAGAAUUAACCGGACCCCGGACACUCCCUGGCUGCUUCUCUCAGGAAAGACGACUAACACCAGAGUACGCUGAGGAGUUUCUAAUUCCUGCUGCCAAAAAGAAGCUUCUUCAAGUAUGAUGGUUAUGGGCCAGUCCUGUUGGUGUGCCUGGUAUAUCUAGUACUUAAAGUCUCUGUCCAAACACAGACCAUGGGUCCAUCUGGAGCUCCUUGUCCGUGGGAACAGUGUUUUAUUCUACUCUGAGGACACCAAACCGAAGGCCUUAACCACCAGGAGUGGAUGAUCCCUCUCUUGUAGGGGCCUGGCUGCUAUUAUCUGGAACCUGGAAGUGGAUGCAUCUCUCCUUUAUGGUACAGUGUUCAUUCCAUUGGCCUCAAAGGUUGCAGCAAUCAGAGUCCCAGCAUCUGUGCUCACAGACAAGGCAAAGGUACCGACUUUUCUGCUUCUCUGCAGACGUUGCAGCCCAGGAGUAACUCAAGUGGUACCAAAGAUGAAAGCCCACUUGCAUCUGUUGACCUUGGACAUGGAUGAUGCUGACUUGUUGAUUGGGUGGGGAGAGGGUUGCCCAUAGUGUGCUAUACUAUGCCAAAACCAUAAUGAAGACCUUGGACCGCCUCUUCUGGUUCCGACUCUUCUGCAGCUUGUCCUUCGCCCAUUUGGGCAUUUUUUCCCCCACGAACUGCUGGUUUCCCCUGGGGACUCUUUAACUUCAGAGCCAUUUCUUCCUCUCCACACAGAUGAACUUUGUGCUUGAAAAGAAUUAGAAGCGAGAGGCUCCUGGAGCAUUCAGGAGGGGACGGAAAGGUGCUGCUACCACUUCUCUGUGACAAACGCACAGCAUCUCCUUUGCAUUUGCAAGGAGACAGACCAUUAAUUUGUGUUCGUGAUUUGAGCACCAGCAUAAUUUACUGGUCUGUUUCUGAUUUCAAGACUGGAGUUGUUUUCUGUUACAUGCUUAGUCUGGGCUGUUCCUUUAGGGCACAAUGGAACCCACGGGGCAUGGAGCAUGAGUUGUGAAUGGCAGGGUUGAAUCAAGGUCAAGAGUCAUUUCACAUUGCAACACUGUCCAGUUUCCAGAGGUUACUCAAUAACUUGGGUUUUCUCAUUCACACAUCUAGCACCAUCCACCUAUCAGCCAUGAUUAUUUAUAGAAGUCCCUCAAAGCGGUCUGCAACCACCCCUGUACACUGCCAAACAGAAGAGUGGGACAGAUGGGUCGGUCAGUCCUGGGAUCUGCCUGUCUCUGUUUGUCACUCAUUGUCAGCCAUUUGAACAGACUACUCUUGGGAACGCUGAGAUAACAUCUUAUUGUUUUAUAUAGACAUGUCUUUUAAAAAUAGUUCAUGUUUGAGAAUUGUUUGGUGCUCAUUUGCUUUUGCCUGAGAACCAUGUCUAUUUUUAUAACUCGUGUGACUUCUGUGUAUUCUCACAUUCCCUGUACCCCGCCCAUUUUCUAGAGUGCCCAAUAGCUUUUCUACGGUCUCUUCUUACCGCCUCUUGUGGUUUCAGAACAAGCUUUAUUUUGUUACGAGUAUACUAAUGGCAGUCGAUUCCUGUCCAGUUCUCCCUGCUGUUUUACUGCUAGAGGGGUUUUUGUUUUGUUUUGUUUUUUUAAAUCUAGUUGAUUGCUCUUCUAAAAGAGAUCAAGGACCUUUCAAAAAGAAAGUCUUUCAUGCACACUACCCUGGUCUUCUAUUGAAGAACAAUUUUUCAUCAGCUGUAACUAGGAAAGUUCAGGAAAGUCAGCCAUAGGCAAGAACAACUCAUUGUGAACGCCAACAGAAGAAAACAGUAUUAUUUCCAAUUUUUUCUCAAGAUGACUGGAGGGAUAAAAGUCCGUACGUCACCAAUUUCUCUGUUGCAUGAAAUUUAAUGUUUGCUAUUUGACAGCAUGAGGGUGACCAGGCUCAACUUCGUUACUGUAGUCCAGGUACGACUUACCUUGAAUGUCUGUCUCCUAAACCAGAUAUCCCUUGUCCAUUUUCUUUCAGCAAACAGUCGUAACAUUAUGUGGAAUUAACUUUUCAGCAAAAAUUAAAUCAGAGAAAAAGCUUCGAA
This is a messenger RNA of Peromyscus maniculatus bairdii (prairie deer mouse), 4366 nucleotides long. RefSeq names its product DIX domain containing 1 (gene Dixdc1). Gene Ontology annotation, biological process: canonical Wnt signaling pathway. Gene Ontology annotation, molecular function: protein binding. The record is from RefSeq and is a predicted model, not a curated record. Lineage: Eukaryota; Metazoa; Chordata; Mammalia; Rodentia; Cricetidae. Gene Ontology annotation, cellular component: cytosol.